Messenger RNA from Hippopotamus amphibius kiboko, 2615 nucleotides. It is a transcript of the gene PGAP6, whose product is annotated as post-GPI attachment to proteins 6. The transcript has 13 exons. Gene Ontology annotation, cellular component: plasma membrane. The coding region runs from base 1 to 2301 and encodes 766 amino acids. The record is from RefSeq and is a predicted model, not a curated record. NCBI's taxonomy places the organism in Eukaryota, Metazoa, Chordata, Mammalia, Artiodactyla, Hippopotamidae.
AUGCGCGGGGCUGGGACCGGGACCUGGGGCACGGCGGUGGCGGUGGCGGUGGCGGUGCCGCUGCUGCUGCUGCUGCUCGCUUGGUGCCCGGCUGCCGCCGCCGGCGACUGCAGAAAGAGCGACACCAGGCUGGUGUCGGAGCAGUUUUCACAGGCCCCACAGAAGCUGGCUUUCUACAGCUGGUAUGGCAGCGCCAGGCUCUUCCACUUCCGGGUGCCCCCAGACACGGUGCUGCUGCGCUGGCUGCUGCAGGUGUCCAGGGACAGCGGCCCCACCUGCACCAACGUGGAGAUCACUGUGUACUUCCGCUAUGGCGCCCCUCCCGUCAUCAACCCACUGGAUACCAGCUUCCCUGACAACACCUCGGUCCAGCCCUCCUUCCUCCUCAAGAUGCUGCACAGCAACGCCUCCCUCAACAUCUCCCACCCAGCACCUGGAGACUGGUUUCUGGCUGCCCACCUGCCCCCCUCAUCCCAUAAGAUUGAGGUGAAGGGCUUUGUUCCCACCUGUGCCUACAUCUUCCAGCCUGACAUGCUGGUCAUGCGAGUGGUCGAGGUCUCCAUCCUGGAGCCUGAUGUGCCACUUCCACAGAUCCUCCUCUCCCACCCCAGCUACCUCAAAGUCUUCAUCCCUGAGUACACCCAGGAGGUGCGGCUGGAGCUGCAGGGCUGUGCAUCCAACAGGAGCCUGGACUGCCCUGUGCGCCUCAGCGUGGGCUCGGCCACCCUGCCUGGAAACUUCCAGAAGGUGCUCACUUGCAGCAGCCCUACUCAGGCCUGCCGCCUGCUGCUGCCCUCACCACCCUGGGACCGGUGGCUGCAAGUGACGGCUAAGAGCCUGGCGGGGCCCCGUGCGUCCGUGGCUUUCAGUGCUGUGGCCACCCUCACAGCCUGCAGGCCGUGGAGUGUGAACUUCCAGCACCUUCUGCAGAGCAGCCCUAACCAGAGCAGUAACGCCUCCACCAGUCUGCCGCCCCCGAGCCCCAGCUACCAGGACCUGGACCGGAGGGGUGGGGUGGGUGGUGGCACCUUCUGCCUCAGGAGCUUCCCGGUCCUGCGGGAAGACAUGGACGUGGUAUCUGUGCGCUUCCGGCCCCUGGACAGGGUCUCGGUGCUCGUGCAGUCGGACAUGCCCUCAGUGAUGCGGCUGAACCUCAACACGGGCAUGGACAGCGGGGGCUCCCUCACCAUCUCCAUGCAGGUCAACAAGACUGCGAUUGCUGACAACACCUCAGUGGUGGCCUGUGUGACCGCCGCCUCGCCCUUCCUCAGCUUCAAUGCUUCGCUCAACUGCACCACAGCCUUCUCCCAGGGCCACCCCCUUUCUCUGAGUGCCUCUUCUCCCGUGGCCAACCUCAUCAUCCCAUAUCCAGAGACAGAUAACUGGUACCUCUCCCUGCAGCUCAUGUGCCCUGAAAGGCCUGAGGAGUGUGAGCAGGCCUCGGUCCUCGUGGAGACCACCUUGUACUUGGUGCCCUGCCUGAACGACUGCGGACCCUACGGCCAAUGCCUCCUGCUGCGCAGACAUGGCUACCUGUAUGCGGGCUGCAGCUGCAAGGCAGGCUGGCGUGGGUGGGGCUGCACAGACAACAGCACAGCCCAGACUGCAGCCCAGCAGAAGGCGGCCGCCCUCUUGCUCACCCUGAGCAACCUUGUGUUCCUGGCCCCCAUUGCCAUCUCCUUGCACCGCUCCCUCCUGGUGGAGGCCUCUGUCUACGCCUACACUAUGUUCUUCUCCACGUUCUACCAUGCCUGUGACCAGCCGGGCGAUGCGGUGCUGUGCAUCCUCAACUAUGACACGCUGCAGUACUGCGACUUCCUGGGCUCUGGAGUGUCCAUCUGGGUCACCAUCCUCUGCAUGGCCCGGCUAAAGGCAGCCCUGAAAUACGUUCUGUUUCUCCUGGGCGCUCUGGUCUUCGCCAUGUCCUUGCAGCUGGACCGCAGGGCUGCCUGGAACACGAUGGGGCCCUGCCUCUUUGCCAUCGUGGUCAUGGUCACCAUGUGGGUGUACCGCUGUGGGCGCCGGCGCCACUGCUACCCCCCCUCCUGGCAGCGUUGGGUCUUCUACCUCCUACCCGGCAUCUCCAUGGCCACUGUGGCCAUCGCCAUCUACACGUCCAUGAUGACCAGCGACAACUAUUACUAUACCCACAGCAUCUGGCACAUGCUGCUGGCAGGGAGCGCAGCCUUCUUGCUGCCGCCACGUGAGCAGCACUCUGAGCCCUGGUCCUGCUCCCAGAAGCUCACCUGCCACUAUGAGAUCUGCAGGAACCGCCAGGACGAGCUAUACACGGUGACAUGACACAGCCAGCUCAGGGACACCUGCAGCUUUGGUGAUCUCUCCAGCCAGGGCAGGACCAAGGGAGAGGGAGCCUGUCCAGAUCGAUUUCCAGCUGAAUAAAAUUGCCCUGCGCUCUCUUGCUUCCUGCUCCUGAGGAGCGGACCACACCCGCAACUCAUUUGUCACUGGCUUCCAGCUGACUCGGUCCCUCUGCAGGUCCCAGCUGGUGUCUGCAAUGGCCCCUGGGGCCUGGGCCCGGGCCUGGCUGCCUGGAGACCACAGGUAGCAUGAGUUCUUCUGGCCUGGGUAUGGUUAGAGGGAGAUGUGCAGUAAGA